Messenger RNA from Pectinophora gossypiella (pink bollworm), 610 nucleotides. It is a transcript of the gene RpS15, whose product is annotated as 40S ribosomal protein S15. NCBI's taxonomy places the organism in Eukaryota, Metazoa, Arthropoda, Insecta, Lepidoptera, Gelechiidae. Gene Ontology annotation, molecular function: RNA binding; structural constituent of ribosome. Gene Ontology annotation, biological process: ribosomal small subunit assembly; translation. The transcript has 4 exons. The record is from RefSeq and is a predicted model, not a curated record. Bases 100 to 543 code for a protein of 147 amino acids. Gene Ontology annotation, cellular component: cytosolic small ribosomal subunit; ribosome.
GGCGCUGAGUUGCUUUUGUCGCUGGUAUUAUCGUCUGUCCUGUUCCAUUCUGACAGUUCUUUUUUCUUUUCUGUUGGAUCUGUCAUUGAAAUCGGAAACAUGGCUGAGGUCGACGAAACUCUCAAGAAAAAGCGUACCUUCAGGAAGUUUACCUUCCGAGGUGUCGAUCUGGACCAGCUUCUGGAUAUGUCCAAUGAGCAACUCAUGGAGUUGAUGCACGCCCGUGCUCGCAGGCGAUUCGUCCGCGGGCUGAAGCGUAAGCCUAUCGCGCUGGUGAAGAAGCUGCGCCGCGCGAAGAAGGAAGCUCCCCCCAAUGAGAAGCCCGAGAUCGUGAAGACCCACCUGCGUAACAUGAUCAUCGUUCCCGAGAUGGUUGGCUCCAUCGUCGGCAUCUACAAUGGCAAGACCUUCAACCAGGUUGAAAUCAAGCCCGAGAUGAUUGGUCACUACUUGGGAGAGUUCUCUGUCACAUACAAGCCUGUCAAGCACGGUAGGCCCGGUAUUGGUGCCACCCACAGUUCCAGGUUCAUCCCACUCAAGUAGAGUGGACCUUAGGCUAAGAAUAAUGGAAAAAUUAGCACAAAUGCAAUAAACUUGUUUUGUGCUACCA